AUGUCGACGCCCUACCUUUGCUCGGCGUGCGGCUCCCGCACCCACCGCAGGAACCACUGCGCCGCCUCGCCGUGCUCCCGCUGCGGCGGCGACGACCAUUUCGAGGUCUUCUGCAGUACCCCAGCCGGCUUCGACCCACGCUCUACGGAGGCCCGCUGCGGCGUUUGCGGCGGCGCAGGCCACGGCGACGACGACUGCGCCACCAUCGAGACGGCCCACAUCCGGUGCGAGACCUGCGGCAAGAUGGGGCACGAACCCAUGGACUGCCCCACUCGCACCGGCGGAGCAGACGACCCCUAG
Messenger RNA from Lolium perenne, 300 nucleotides. The record is from RefSeq and is a predicted model, not a curated record. Lineage: Eukaryota; Viridiplantae; Streptophyta; Magnoliopsida; Poales; Poaceae.